GCUGCGCCCCAGCCCAGCAGCUCAGACGCGGUCGCACCCUCGUGGACGGUAGAGGCGGCAGAGACCUAGAGCCCGCGUCGCAGUUCGCGGCCACGUAGAGGCCGGGCGAGCCCGGGCACCGGGACCCGGCCCAGGCUCGGCGAGCAGCUCUGCGCGCGGCUGGGGUCAUGGUAUACUGAAAAAGCACUCAAUCAAGAGAAAUCUGGGGGGAGCUGGAAACUAUCAAGUUAUUGAGGCCACACAGGGGGCAGAAAAGAUAGAGCCCCUGGGCCACAGACCACCAUGGAUGUGCACCUCGAUAACCCUGGGGGUCAGGAGAGCACAAGCAACAGCGGCAAGGGAAGCAGCAGCACAGGAAACCAGCAAGAUGUUGCUAUGAGGACAGAUUCAUCAAAAAUGACGGAUGUGGAGCCUGUGGUCAACAAUUUUGCAUCAUCAGCAAGGGCAGGCCGCCGGAAUGCUCUAGCAGACAUCCAGGGUUCAGCUGCCAUGGGCGGAACCUCGGAGUUGCCCCUCAAACCGGAGGUCCUCUCCGGGAAGGAAGCCAAAGGCUAUCUUGAAGAGAGUAAAAGGAUUGGGAACACAAAUUUAUACAUGGAAGAUAAACACAUUGCUGAAAGAAGUAUUACACUUUUGAAUAAAUGGAGCUAAAACCUUAUGGUUUCUAAAUGGAAAGACUGCAUGUAAUAGUGAUUCAAUCUUUUCUGGAAAAUUUAUAAAUUUUAACUCAAUUCUGACCUGUUAAAAUUUUCAGAAGAUGUUUAAAGAGACAGAAUGACUAUUCUCUCCUGAAGGAUCCCCAAGAUCUUGAACUGAAGCAUUACUUCAAUAGUUUAUGACCCAUCUCCUCUUUGAUAAAAACUGUAUGCUUUCUCUUGAUUUUUAAGUCAAAACAAUGGCAAUUUUGAACACAGUUUCUUAAAGAGAACACAUCCUCUCUUUCCACGCUCAGGAUCCUCUCUCUCAGGGAAGGAAUGUGUGUGUGUGUAUGUGUAUGUAUCUUUCCUAUGAGUUGAAAGUCAUUGCAGGGAUGGUUCAAUAUCCACAAAUCAAUCAACGUGAUAUAUACCACAUUAACAAAUUGAAGAAUAAAAAUUGUAUGAUUAUCUCAAUAGUUGCAGAAAAAGCUUUCAACAAAAUCCACAAUCCAUUUAUGAUAAAAACCCUCAACAAAGUCAGUACAGAGGGAGCAUACCUCAACAUAAUAAAGGCCAUAUAUUACAAACCCACAGCCAACAACAUACUCAAGGGUGAAAAGCUGAAAGCAUUUCCUCUAAGAUCAGAAACAGGACAAGGAUGCCCACUCUCACCACUUUUAUUUAACACAGAAUUGAGAGUCUGAGCCACAGAAAUCAAACAAGAAAAAAAAAUUAAAAGGAAUACAAAUUGGAAAGGAAGAAGUAAAACUGUCAUUCUUUGCAGAUGACAACUAUAUAUAGAAAAUCUGAAAGAUACUACCAAAAACUAUUAGAACUAAUAAAUGAAUUCAGUAAAGUUGCAGGAUACAAAUUUACCUACAGAAAUAUGUUCAUUUCUAUACACUAGCAAUGAACUGUCAGAAAGAGAAAUUUAAAAAACAAUCCCAUUUACAAUUGCAUCAAAAAGAAUAAAAUACAUAGAAAUAAAUCUAACCAAAGAGGUAAAAGACUUGUACUCUGAAAACUAUAAGACACUGAUGAAAGAAAUUGAAGACAAUACAAAAAAAAUGGAAAAAUACACCAACUUCAUGGACUGGAAGAAUUAAUAUUGUUAAAAUGGCCAUACUACCCAAGACAAUUGACAGAUUCAGUGAAAUCCCUACCCAAGACAAUUGACAGAUUCAGUGAAAUCCCUACCAAAAUACCAAGGGGAUAUUUCUCAGAACUAGAACAAACAAUUCUAAAAUUUGUAUGGAAACACAAAAAAAUCCAUAUAGCCAAAACAAUCUUGAGAAAGAAGAACAAAGCUGGAGGUAUCAUGCUCACUUAUUUUAAACUAUAGUACAAUGUUUCAUUAAUCAAAAUAAUAUGGUACUGGCACAAAAACAGACACAUCAAUGGAACAGAAUAGAGAUCCCAGUAAUAAACUCACACUUAUAUGGUCAACUAAUCUACAACAAAGAAGGCAAGACUAUACAAAGCUGCAGGAAAGACAGCCUCUUCAAUAAACCAUGCUGGGAAAAUUGGAUAGAUACAUGCAAAGGAAUCAAACUGGACUACUUUCUCACACCACAUACAAAAAUAAACUGAAAAUGGAUUAAAGACUUAAAUGUAAGAGCUGAAACCAUAAAACUCCUAGAAGAAAACAUUGGCAGUAUGCUCUUUGACAUCAGUCUCAGCAAUAGUCUUUUGGAUCUGUCUCCUCAGGCAAGAGAAAUGAAAGCAAAACUAAACAAAUAGGACUAUGUCAAAUUAAAAAGCUUUUGCACAGCAAAGGAAACUACCAACCAAACAAAAAGGCUGCCUAUUGAAUGAGAGAAGAUAUUUGCAAGUGAUAUGUCUGAUAAGUAGUUAUACAAAAUAUGCAAACAAUUCACACAACUCAAAUAAAAAAAAAUUUAAAAAUGGGCAAAAGACUUAAGCAGACAUUUUUCCCAGGAAGACAUACAAAUGGCCAACAGACACAUGAAAAGAUGCUCUAUAUCACUGAUUAUCAGGGAAAUGCAAAUCAAAACCACAAUAAGCUACCAACUCACACCUGUCAUAACCACUAUCAUCAAGAAAACAACAAAUAAGUGUUGGCGAGGAUAUGGAAUAAAGGGAAUCCUCUUGCACUGUUGGUGGGAUUGUAAAUUGGUGCAGAAACUAGGGAAAACAAUAUGAGGUUCCUCAAAAAAUUGAAAAUAGAAUGACCAUACAAUCCAGCAAUUUCACUUCUGGUUAUUUACUCGAAAAAAAAAAAAUAGUAAUUCAAAAAGAUAUCUGCACACCAAUGUUUAUUGCAGCAUUAUUUACAACAACCAAGAUAUGGAAGCAACCUCAGUGUGCAAUGAUAGAUAAAUGUAUAAAGAAGCUGUGAUAUAUAUAUACACACACACAGACAAUAGAAUUUUAGUCAUAAAAAAAUGAAAUCUUGCCAUUGUGACAACACGGAUGGAUCUAGAGGACAUUAUGCUAAAUGAAAUGUCAGACAGAGAAAGACAAACACUAUUUGAUCUCACUUUUAUGUGGAAUCUAAAAAACGAAACAAACAGGCAGACAAAAUGACAUGAAAACAGACUCAUAAGGUAGUGGGAGGGGAGAAAUAGGUGAAGGAGAUUAAGAGGUAUGAAUCUCCAUUUAUAAAAUAAAUAUGCUGUGAGGAUGUAAUAUACAGCAUAAGGAACAUGGUCAAUAAUAUUGUAGUAACUUUGUAUAGGGACGAAAAUAAGUUUUUGUAGGCUUAUUGUGGUGAUCAUUUCAUAGUUUAUGCACAUGCCAAAUCACUAUGUAAUAUACCUUAAACUAACAUAAUAUUGCACAUCAACUAUAUUUCAACAACAAAAACAGAAAAGUAUUUGUCCUUGUUCAGAAACUGGACUUUGAUCCUGAGGAUCUGGAAACACAAUUUGACAGCAAACCUUGAUCUUGUCUCAGGGACAGACACAAGUCAACUAGGCUGCCAUGACUGAUAUAUGCAAUCAGAAUUUAUUGAUUUGCAAGAGAAAUAUAAUUGCAGAGUAAAUUGGGUUCUCAAGUCCAUUGACUAAUAUUUUCUCUUCCUGCAGACAAGUAGCACAUGAAAAUGGUAUAAUGAAAAUGACCAUCGAUUGAUUUUCAAAAAGAAAAUCUCUUCUACAUUCACAAUAUGAUGAAAAAAAAUUUGAGCCACCACUUUUUUCAGUAACUCUGUAACAUUGCUCUAUAUUUAUUUGGUAACUAAAUGCUACAAUGCUACUAUGAUC
Balaenoptera acutorostrata (minke whale) is the source of this 3862-nucleotide messenger RNA. It is a transcript of the gene PKIB, whose product is annotated as cAMP-dependent protein kinase inhibitor beta. NCBI's taxonomy places the organism in Eukaryota, Metazoa, Chordata, Mammalia, Artiodactyla, Balaenopteridae. The coding region runs from base 283 to 651 and encodes 122 amino acids. Gene Ontology annotation, molecular function: cAMP-dependent protein kinase inhibitor activity. Gene Ontology annotation, cellular component: nucleus; cytoplasm. The transcript is spliced from 5 exons. Gene Ontology annotation, biological process: negative regulation of cAMP-dependent protein kinase activity. The record is from RefSeq and is a predicted model, not a curated record.